AUGCCAAAACCAGAAGAUUUUGGUAGUUACAACGGCAAUCGCCUUAUAGAUGAUGAGCUUAAGUAUGUUGUGGAAGAUCAGCUAAAGGAAAAUAAAAGACUUAUGGCGAUGAUAACAGAUGAGCAAAGAGGGGUUUACAACGAGAUUUUGGAUGCAGUUUUAAAUGAUAGAGGUGGAGUGUUCUUUCUUUAUGGUUAUGGAGGCACAGGUAAAACCUUCGUAUACAGAGCAUUCUCAUCAGCAAUCCGAUCUAGACGUAUGAUUGUUCUAAAUAAUGCAUCCAGUGGAAUUGCUGCAUUAUUGUUGGAAGGAGGUAGAACCGCACAUUCCAGGUUUGGUAUUCCGAUAGAUGCAGACGAGUUCACUACUUGCAAGAAAAUGGAGCUAGGAUCAGAUCGUGCAGAAUUAGUUAAAGCAGCAAAUCUAAUUGUAUGGGAUGAGGCGCCUAUGAUGAGCAGACACUGUUUCGAGACGUUGGAUCGUUCUAUGCGUGAUUUUAUAAGAUCUUCUGAAGACAAACCUUUUGGGGUUUUGAAGCUAACAAAAAACAUGAGAUUGCUCGCUGGUCUUACUGAUGAUGCAGCAAAAGAGCUUCAAUCCUUCUCAAAAUGGAUUUUGGAUGUUGGAGAUGGAAAAAUAAAUUUGCCUAACGACGGUCAAGUUGAGAUUGACAUCCCUUCUGAUUUGUUGAUCAAAAAUAUAGGAGAAGAUCCUAUUCAGACUAUUGCAAAGGAGGUUUAUGGACAAGCUUUUCAAACCUCAGAAGAUAAGGAUUUUAACUUUUUACAUGUCGCUAGAGUAAAGGAUUUACACAUGCUUUCAGGUGAAGACAAGGUUUACCUUAUCUCUGACAAUAUAAUCCCAUCCGAUGUUGAUGUAGAAGAAAAUGUGGUAUAUCCAACAGAGUUUUUGAACAGUGUUAAAGUGGCAGGAAUGCCUAGACAUAAUUUGAAGCUGAAGGUUGGUGCUCCUAUUAUGUGUCUCCGUAACUUGGAUUUGGCAGAUGGCUUAUGCAAUGGUACUAGGCUAAUUGUUACUCAGUUACUCCCCCAUGUAAUAGAAGGUAGAAUUACAACCGGAAACAGUAUUGCCGGAGACAAAGUCUGGAUUCCUAGAAUGUAUGUCAGUCCACCUGACACAAAGUUUCCCUUCAGAAUGCGUCGAAGACAGUUUCCCGUUACAUUGGCUUUCGCGAUGACCAUCAACAAAAGUCAAGGUCAAACACUAGAAAGUGUUGGUUUGUUUUUGCCUAGGCCAGUGUUCUCUCAUGGUCAGCUCUACGUUGCACUUUCAAGAGUUAAGUCGAGAUCUGGAUUAAAAAUCCUAAUAACUGAUGGGUGGUGA
This is a messenger RNA of Raphanus sativus (radish), 1344 nucleotides long. RefSeq lists its product as uncharacterized. The record is from RefSeq and is a predicted model, not a curated record. The transcript has 4 exons. Lineage: Eukaryota; Viridiplantae; Streptophyta; Magnoliopsida; Brassicales; Brassicaceae. Gene Ontology annotation, molecular function: DNA helicase activity. Gene Ontology annotation, biological process: DNA repair; telomere maintenance. The coding region runs from base 1 to 1344 and encodes 447 amino acids.